AUGUCGUCGACUGAGAGUGAUAUUUCUGCUUCCAUUUCGGAUUCAAGCGAUUCAAGUGAAUAUGUUUUUGGUUCCCGAUAUUUGCCAUACGAAGGUGAGCCAUUAGCUGCUGUUGGAGACGAUAUAACUGAUGAAUUUUGCAAGGAAGCGACCAAGGAAGCCGAUCUGGACGGAUUGACGCCAGCCAUUCUUGAGUCAAGAUAUGAUCGAAAAAAUAAAGUUGAUUCUUGGUAGGUACAGUGCGGUGGAAUCUUGAUUGAUUUUUUGUUUACACUUUAAAACAAACGAUUUAAUCGCUUCAAUUUUCUAUAGGUGUAAAUGUGGAAAAUGUUCAGACCAAAACUUGGUUGGCGCACUUGAAUUUAGAUGUUGCCAUGAGAUCACUGAAGCCAUUGGAAAACUUACAUUCGACGGGAGCAUCGAAAAGAUCUCUUGCGUUACAUUGCACGAAGACUUCAAUGCUCUGACAAACGAGACUGUAUUAUCUCAGGUUGGCCCAUUGUUGAGAGACCGAAAAGGAAAAUCGUAUCGAUGUCGGUCAGGGACUCCUUACAAAGAGUAAGUGCUUUUUAAAGUCGAUAUGCAAUUUUGUCUGUUUAUCUGUUUAUUUUAUGUAGUUUUAUAAUACAGUAUGUUUUGACCAUACCAAAGCCCAUUGGGGAUACAUGUCAUCUCUUAGAAGCAUAACAUGUGCAUGCUUUGCUGGUUAUGAUGAUUUGGCUUUCCAAAAUUAUAAAUAUGAAAGAAAUAUACAGUAUACUCACUAUACUGUAUAGUUUUGCAGGCUCAAUGUUUACAUGGCACAAUAGAGUAACUUGCCCUGCUUAUGAACUCGACAAGGCAAUUUACCUGGUUAAUUGUGUCAUGUACAGGAUUAAAAACAGUUGCGUAGCCAGGACCUUAUUUUCGAGGGGCAAAACAAACACACAAGGCAAGAGACCAGGUUGGGGGGGGGGGGGGGGGUUCAUGAGAUCAGGUCGGAGUGAAAUUUUGCAGAAUUCCGAAGAAUCAUCAUCUUGAUUAACGGGAGGAACUAUUCCCCCCCCCAAUAAUAUUUCAACAGAUUUAUACCUUUUGAGAAAUGAUUUUUGUGGUGAUUGGGGAAGGGCGGUCACCACCCCUGGCUGGCUAUGCCACCAUUUAAAACACAUUGCCAAUGUAACUCAGCAAGUACUCCAAGUAGUUUUAGAAUUAAUUUGCCUUUCAUUGAGAAAAUAAAAAAAUACAUACAAAUCAUUAGGGUGGUUUUCUCAAAAUUGGCAGCAUUUAUUCAUUGUGUUUUCACAAUAUUCCAUAUCAAUUUAAAAUUUACAUAAUAUAUUAAUUUCCAUGUUGGUUUUACAGGUAUAUUCGUGCUGUGGCCUAUAGAUGGUUGGCAAGAUGGUUGUUUGGGUAUAUGGGCCCAGAGAAUACUAGGCCAUUACCAGCUUGUAUUUAUGAAAAUAUUAGAGUAAGAUAUAAUGCUGGAGGCCAGACAGGUUAUGUUAACGCUGAAGAACGAAGUUGA
This is a messenger RNA of Paramuricea clavata, 1507 nucleotides long. Lineage: Eukaryota; Metazoa; Cnidaria; Anthozoa; Malacalcyonacea; Plexauridae. The record is from the annotation of a GenBank genome assembly.